GCAACGCCAGCGGCCGGGGUGUUGGGGAGCGGAGAGGAGGUGAAGCGACGCCGGAGGACCGAAGGGUGCGGAGGCACUAGCGGACACGAGGGGACGCUGAGAGGGCGGCGUGGGCCGAAGUUUCGAGGGGCGGUGUUGAAGAAUGUGUGGACGAACAUCCUGUCACUUACCUAUAGAGGUUCUCACCAGAGCUUGUGCCUACCAGGAUCGGCGGGGCCAGCAGCGGCUCCCAGAAUGGAGGGACCCUGAUAAGUACUGCCCCUCUUACAACAAGAGUCCUCAAUCCAACAGCCCAGUGCUUCUGUCUCGACUGCACUUUGAGAAGGAUGCAGACUCCUCUGAGCGUAUCAUUGCUCCCAUGCGCUGGGGCUUGAUCCCUUCUUGGUUCAAAGAAAGUGAUCCUUCCAAGCUGCAGUUCAAUACUACCAACUGUCGUAGUGAUACCAUAAUGGAGAAACGGUCAUUUAAGGUGCCUCUGGGAAAGGGAAGACGCUGUGUCGUUUUAGCAGAUGGAUUCUAUGAGUGGCAGCGAUGUCAAGUAACAAGCCAGAGGCAGCCAUACUUCAUCUAUUUUCCUCAAAUCAAGACAGAGAAGUCAGGUAGCAUUGGUGUUGCAGAUAGUCCUGAGAACUGGGAGAAAGUCUGGGACAACUGGAGGCUGCUGACAAUGGCUGGGAUCUUUGACUGCUGGGAGCCCCCAGAGGGAGGAGAUGUCUUGUAUUCCUAUACCAUCAUCACGGUGGAUUCCUGCAAAGGCUUGAGUGACAUCCACCCCAGGAUGCCUGCCAUAUUAGAUGGGGAGGAGGCAGUUUCUAAAUGGCUUGACUUUGGUGAAGUCUCAACUCGGGAAGCUCUGAAAUUAAUCCACCCAACAGAGAACAUCACCUUCCAUCCAGUCUCUUCUGUGGUGAACAACUCACGAAACAACUCUCCUGAGUGUCUGGCUCCUGUUAACUUGGUGGUCAAAAAGGAGCUCAAGGCAAGUGGCAGUAGCCAGAGGAUGUUGCAGUGGCUGGCCACAAAGUCACCCAAAAAGGAAGACUCAAAAACACCCCAAAAGGAAGAGUCAGAUGUUGCCCAGUGGUCCAGCCAGUUCCUGCAGAAGAGUUCACUCCCCACCAAGAGAGGCACUGCAGGACUCCUAGAGCAAUGGCUGAAGCGAGAGAAGGAGGAACCUGUGGCCAAGCGUCCUUACAGCCAGUGACACAGGACUUUCAGAGACCAAGACCAGGGUCUGCUGCACUGCUGUUCUGAUAAUAGGUUCUUAAAUUGUAUGUGUGUAGUUUGCUUUGGGAGGAGGUAGCUUAGUAUUAGUUGACAGUUGUGGGCUCAUGGGAAAGUCGGCUUCCUUGCCAUGAGUAGGAGCCCCUAGUGGGGCUGGUGGACAGCUUUGGAAGAGGUGUCAUGCUUCUGUCACCAGCCAUGUGGGCCCCAUAGGGGCACCGUACCUGCUGCUCUUUCCUGGCAGGGCUGGUGGAGUCUUCCCUUAAACCAUGCCUUACCCAGCUAGGAAGUCUCUGCCCUGACCUGGUAUUCCUCAUAGUAAGCUAUUUUCUGCUCAGCCACUGGGCUCUUUCUGUCUUGGGUACGUUCUUAAAA
This is a messenger RNA of Cebus imitator (Panamanian white-faced capuchin), 1599 nucleotides long. RefSeq names its product 5-hydroxymethylcytosine binding, ES cell specific (gene HMCES). Lineage: Eukaryota; Metazoa; Chordata; Mammalia; Primates; Cebidae. Gene Ontology annotation, molecular function: single-stranded DNA binding. The coding region runs from base 143 to 1204 and encodes 353 amino acids. The transcript is spliced from 7 exons. The record is from RefSeq and is a predicted model, not a curated record. Gene Ontology annotation, biological process: DNA damage response.